AAAGAUCACUGUAGAGAUCUUAUAAACAGAAAAACAGAAGCAUUCAGAAAGACUUGAAUGAGGAGGAGCAGGAGAGAAACAUAUGAGCAUGAGAACAGAAGAGUGUCACAGAAGUGGGAGAGUUUAUACAUGGAAGGAACAACAAAAGCCUUCGGAAUAUGAGUGAGAGAUGAAGUACUCUGAUCUGACGAUACAGGCAAAGGAUUUCACUGCAAAAAUAACCCAAGGUGGCAAUAGAAAUCAAACCACUGGUCAAAGAUGUGGGCUUUUGUAGGGGUGAUCUGUCUCUCUCAGUGUAUUAUUGGUCAACUGCUGGAGGCCAGAUCCAAAGGAGCCCCACCUCAAUUUAUCUGCAGCAUUCCAGGGUUGCCAGGGUCACCAGGAAAGCCUGGCCCCCCAGGUCCACGAGGCGAGGAUGGCCAGGUCGGAAUCCCAGGAAGAUAUGGGAGGGAUGGACGGAAAGGAGAGAAGGGAGAAAAGGGACACCCAGGAUUCAAAGGUAGAGUUGGUCCGACAGGAAAGCUUGGGGAACGUGGAGAAAGAGGUCUCACUGGGAAACGUGGUCCUGGUGGUGAUCCUGCAGAUCCAGGACCUCCUGGUUCUCCAGGACGUCUUGGAGAAAAAGGUGACAAGGGUCAGCGUGGCCCUCCAGGAGCACCAGGCAUCUGCAAAUGUGGAAGUUUGGUUCCUAAAUCCGCCUUCUCUGUAGGCAUCACCAGUAGCUACCCCACUGAGCAAGCUCCAAUCAAAUUUAACAAAGUUCUCUUUAAUGAGGGUGGACACUACAACCCAGAAACAGGAAAAUUCAUUUGCGCUUACCCAGGAAUCUACUACUUUUCUUAUGACAUCACUCUGGCCAACAAGCACUUGGCCAUCGGGCUGGUCCAGAAUGGACAGUACCAGAUCAAGACCUUUGAUGCUAACACUGGAAACCAUGAUGUGGCGUCUGGCUCGACAGUGAUGUUUCUGAACCCAGAGGAUGAGGUUUGGCUGGAGAUCUUCUACAGAGACCAGAACGGCUUGUUUGCUGACCCUGGUUGGGCAGAUAGCCUGUUCUCUGGAUUUUUGAUUUAUGCAGAUACAAACUAUCUGGACACACUGGCGGAGGACUACAAAUAGAGUCAAUAGCAGACACUUUGGCCCGGUUUCAUAGCUGAAGCCAGGACUAUGACUUAGUUAAAUAGGGAUAUUUAAAUCGCUUUUAUAAAAAUGCCUUAGAAAAAAAGCAUUGCUGAUGUGUAUCUUGUGACAAAACAAUAGCACAUUAUGGCCAGUUAUUUUCCAUGAUGAGAAAAAUAAAGUGACCUUGAAUGACCAUAAAAGGGUUUAUUUAUUUUGUUUAUUCGAUGCAUCCUUGAUAUCGAGAACACAUCUGGGUACUUUCAUGCAUUCUCUGUUCUUGUGUUCUUAAAUAUUGGAACUGGACUUUGAUGGUUAUUGAUGAUGUAGAGCGAGAACACGAGGACACAAGACAGCUGAAGAACGCAUAUUGAGAAACGGCCAAUGUUUGUAAUUUAUUAAGUUGUGUCCCAAAUGACAUACUAUACACUAUGCACUUAUAUGGGCAUUCGUGGGCUGCAGUUAAUUUCCGGUACACAUUCACAAACAAUAGAGUGCAUGUAGAUUAUUUCUGAUAACAAUCAAAAGAAACCGAGAAGAAGACUUCUUUUUCGAAGCUGCUAGCGUCUGUUUUACAUUAUAAUCCCAUGGAGUAAACCGUGUUUUCAAAAAACUUAUUUUUCUGCAGCUCAGGGGGUCUUUUUAAGUUGAAAAAAGUUAAACUUUUCUGAAAAAGUACGUCAAGUUCCUUUUCUAUGGGAUUACUUUUGUGUCAAUAAAAAUGAAUGCAAACUUUGAAAAAAAAAAAAAAUAUAUACAAUGAGAAAGAAAAAAAAACACUUCGAUAAUGAAAACAAUAAACUCAAUUGCAAGAAUGUGAAAUGAUUUUCAAAUAAACUGCUAUUUUUCUUAACAAUUUUCCAAGUUUCGUUUUUGCAAAUAAUAGUUUUGAAUUCCCUGCUAGAUUUUUCAUGUGCGCUUUUCGAGUUUUCGUUUGCCUUUCUGGCACAAACCUCACGUGUGGGCGGGACUUAUGGCCACUUUACUCUCAUUGGUUAGUGAGAUUUGGAUUGACAGCUCCCUGACCAGGAAGUCGAUACUGAAGACAGCGGAUCAGAGAGCAAUCUGCUUGCGGUUUUCUGUAUUGUAUUGUUUUAAUGUUUGUACUUAAAUUACUUUCUUAUAGUUAGUAUAUUAGCAGGGUUUCCAACUUUCAGGCACUUAAAAGUAGGACACGCUUCCAGGCUCUAUCACACCGUGAUACAGGAUGGCAUUUCCUGUGUAGCUCAGUUGGUAGAGCAUUGCGCUAACAACGCAAGGUUGUUGGUUUGAUCCCUGGGAACACACACUGACAAAAGACAUGUAUAGACUAAAUGCAUUGUAAGUCGCUUUGGAUAAAAGCGUCUGCCAAAUGCGUAAAUGUAGUAUUUCAUAUUCACAUGCAGCUUUACGUGGGUUUAGAGGCCGCCAAGACAGCAGACUAUAAUUCAUAAUUACAAUGAUAUCAGGAAAACGAGAUGCCUAGUGAGUUUUGAGGAUAUAUACAAUAAAGUGUUAUGCUUCCAGUUCAUAUUUAUAAUUUAUAGAUUAUAAUCGUGGUGGCAUUUUAUGUAUUGUUUCUAUCUUUAAAUGUUUGUUUAUAUUUUAAGAAGUCUCUCUUCUGCUUUUCUUUAACCUGUUUUAUGUAGGUGUGUAAAUACAUAAUGAAAUUGUUGUUUGCAAGAGGCAGACUAAAUUAAUAAAACAUUCUAAAGGCCUCUAAUUGUGUCACCUUAUGAAUUUGUUUUGUUGUAGCGUUUAAAAAACAUCAAUGUCAUUUGAAUGUAUUGGUACUGUUUUAUGAGGUGUACUUUCUGUGAAUGUAAAGAAAGGGGUAUAAUACUGUACAUUCACCAUGAGUCUAAAAGAAACAUAAAGUACUUGACUUAUAAGUGGACUUAAUUCUUUAAAAGGAGACUGUAUGCAAGAGCGACAUCAUUAUGUUCCUCCUCAGCUGCACACAAGUCACCCUCAGGUACAUUUAUGUAACCGAGAUAAUAAAAUCGCUAAAAGUUUCCCUGUACAGUAACUAGGCAGCAAUGUUUGCAUUUAGCAUGUUAAUUUCUCACAACCCAAUAAUCUGUAAUGUGUCUUUAUUGGAUGUUAUAAUGCAAGUUAUUCGUUCCUUUUUAAGAAAAUAAUCGUAAUAGUCCAUAAAAUAAUACCUGACAAAAAAUAUAAAGCACACAAUGAACGAGCUAAGACAGAAUUGCUACUGUACAGGAAUAAAACUUUUAGCGAUUUUCUUUAUUAUCUGAAUUACAUUCAUUUACCUGAGGGUGAGGAGGACGAUGAUGAGGAAGACGCUUGGAUCCACACUGCGCAUGACUUACCAACUUCAAAUACCAAUUACUGAUAUACUAACUAAAUAAGAAAGUAGUUUUAAGUACAAACAAUAAAGAUAACAGCAUGCAGAUCGUUCUCUAAAAUUUGUUGCACUGUAAUGUCUUCACUAUCGACUUCCUUGUCAGGGAGCUAUCAAUCAAAA
This is a messenger RNA of Triplophysa rosa, 3586 nucleotides long. RefSeq names its product complement C1q tumor necrosis factor-related protein 7. NCBI's taxonomy places the organism in Eukaryota, Metazoa, Chordata, Actinopteri, Cypriniformes, Nemacheilidae. The transcript has 3 exons. The record is from RefSeq and is a predicted model, not a curated record. The coding region runs from base 259 to 1119 and encodes 286 amino acids. Gene Ontology annotation, molecular function: protein binding.